Lactuca virosa is the source of this 879-nucleotide messenger RNA. The record is from the annotation of a GenBank genome assembly. Lineage: Eukaryota; Viridiplantae; Streptophyta; Magnoliopsida; Asterales; Asteraceae.
AUGGCAGAUCCUUUUACUCAUUUCUUCAAGUUCAUCCCUCCAGGCUUCAAAUUUGACCUCUCGCUUCCAAGUUCUUUCUUGACGCAACUGAACUGUGGUAGAUGCUCGAAAGCGACACUGAGUCGUGGGCGUCAUGAAUGGUCUGUUGACAUUAACGACGGGGUCUUUGGUGACGGAUGGAGGAGGUUUGUUAGAGAGAAUGGAGUUCAAGAGUUCGAUUUCAUUGUGUUCAAACAUAAAGGAGGCAUGAUGUUUGACUUUUUGGUGUUUGACCAAUCAACAUGUGAAAGACAGUACCCAAGUAUAUCGGACGAAAUGGAGGUAGAAGAGCCUCCCACAGUAUCUGAUACGAUCCGUACACAUAUGAAAGGCCCGAAGAACCUUAAAAAGCACAAGAGGAACGAUUAUGCAUCUCAAGAACAACAAAAAUUUCAAGUAAAGAAGGAGACUGGUUCAACAAUAAAGAAGGCAGUUAGUUCGACUCUUAAAGAUCACCCAUACUUUAUUUCGACUCUGAAGCCUUCUUGCUUCAAAAAGUUCUUUCUUCAACUUCCUCUUCACUUUACGAAAGGAAGUCGUUUAAAAACUGGAGAAAUGAUUCUUGUAGACGAUAAAGAUCGAUCAUGGAAAGUUCAGCUGAUCAAAAAAGAUGAGAGAUGUUUUUAUCUUGGAUGCGGUCUAAGAGCUUUUCUGGUUUCGAAUGAAUUGAAGGUAGGUGAUGCAUUCAAGUUUGAGCUUAUCGAGAAAGAGAAGAACAAGCCUCCUGUCGUCAGCUUUUCUUGUUUGACUCCUAUUGAAGAAGAUGGCCGCCGGUACUUGAUCGGCAAAUUGAAGUCCUACAACCUAAAAAAAUCAUAUCUGGUAAUUGAAAAAAUAUAG